ACACAAAAUUCACCUCGGCACUGUAUAACCUAUAAGCCACAGCUUAAAACCCUACUCCUCUUCUUAAAACCCCUCUCUUCGUCUUCUUCGUCUUCUUAUCUCUCUCGAUGCCUUCUCGCAAGAAGAAACUAAAUGAAAAUGAUAGCACUCGGAGAGUCCUUCAGAGUGAUUUGCACUCUCCUGAUUUUAUUCUGAAGAAGAUUUUUCGAAAAGACGGUCCGCCGCUUGGCUCGCAAUUCGAUUCUCUCCCCGAAAAUGCCUUCUCCAGACCCACACCGCGCUCAGCAAAAGCCAAUUCUAAAAAGCGUCGUCAUGCUUCCCAACAAAACGAAAAACCUGUUAAAAGAAGGAAGGUUUAUGGGGCUACUGCAUUGGACAGUCAAUUCUUUGAUCAGAAUAGGGCGCCAGCGAAGAAACAUGGUAAAGGAAAAGGUUUGAUGACGGUGUUACAAGCAACAAAUGUUGGUACCAGUUAUUCUGUAUCAGAGAAACAACCUGUUAACAACAAAACAAGAAGAGAGCAGACAAAACAAAAGGGGCGCAUUUCUGAGACUACAAUACCUUACCAUCAGUUGUGUAAUCAACACGGCAACUCAGUAAAGAGACAUGGCAAGGGUAAAGGUCUGAUGGCGGUGUUACAAUUAACUAACUAUGCUGCAAGAGAUUUCCCUAUGAAUGGCAAUUAUACCAUUGGAGCUACUCCAAAGCCGAUAUCAGAAUCAGAAAAACCUGUUAAAGAAAAGAAGAAAAAAAUGCAGAGGAAACCUGUAACGCGAAAUUUAAAGAAAGCACAGGAGAGGAGGAAACCUCUUGUAAGAAGGAAGCUGGAGAGUCAAAAACCAUGCACCCUGAAGCAGCAAAGAAAAGAGAAAUGUGAACUUGUCAUGGAAGCAGGAAGAUGUCGAGAACACCAAAAUCGGUUUUCCAUGCUACCGGAUGAUGAGGAACUGGAGCUAAGAGAAUUGCAAGCAGGACCGAAUCCACCAACUUGCUCUGCUCAUUUUUCUAGCAAUCCAGUGCAUGGUUGUUCGUUUUGCAAAGAUUUGUUGGCCAAGUUCCCUCCAGAUUCUGUUGUCAUGAAGCAACCCUUACAAAUGCAACCUUGGGAUUCUUCGCCAGAGCUUGUAAAGAAACUAUUUAAGGUCUUCCAUUUCCUUUGUACUUAUGCUGCAAGAAUUCAUAUGCAUUCUUUUACCUUUGAUGAAUUUGCUCACGCAUUUCAUGACAAGGGUUCUUUGUUACUGGGGAGAACAAAUAUGACUCUUCUUAGAGUUCUUCUAUUUGAUGUUGAAAUGGAGUUGAGUAACGGGUUUAUUCCUCAUCUUAUAAAGAAUUCCAAGUUUCUUAGGUUACUUCAUUGGGUUGAAGGCCAGAAUCUUGUUCUGAAUUUCUGGAAGAGAUCCCUGAACCCCAUGACAUGGAUGGAAAUCUUGCGCCAAGUUCUGAUUGCUGCUGGAUUUGGUCUAAGCCAUGGUGCACUAAAUGAAGCUCUCAGCAAGGAAGUCAAUCUCAUGUCGAAGUAUGGAUUAAGACCUGGUACACUGAAAGGCGAACUGUUUAAUAAUCUAUUAGUUCAAGGAAAUAACGGGUCAAAAGUAUCUGAAUUAGCAAAGUCAACAGCGAUUGUUGAAUUGAAUCUCGCUGCUACAACUGAUGAACUAGAGGUCCUGAUAUGCUCAGUGCUGUCGAGUGACAUUACUUUAUUUGAAAAGAUUGCAUCUUCUGCUUAUCGUGUACGCAUUAAUUCAGUACUGCAUGAAAGUGAAUCUGACCAAUCAGAUGUAGAUGACUUUGCUAGCAUUGAUGAUGAUUCUGAGGAUGGUAGCAGAUACAGCAGUUCUGAUGAUUCUGAGUUUGAUUCAAAAAUAUCUAGUCCGAGUAAACUGAAGCCAAGGAACAGUCACAAGAGCAUAAGUGACGUUUUAGCGAUAGACACUGAAAUUGAUGAGAGCCAUCCAGGAGAAGUAUGGUUGUUAGGACUAACAGAAGGCGAAUAUUUUGAUUUAAGCAUUGAAGAGAAGCUGAAUGCAUUAGUGGCUCUGAUUGAUCUUCUCAGUGCUGGAUCAACUAUAAGGAAGGAGGAUGCUAUAUCUUCGGUUGCAGAAGGUGCAACUGAUCUCACUCGAAUUAGUUGUGGUGGAAAAAUUAAAAGAUCAACAGGAAGGCAGGAAAACUUUCCUGGGACAGUCGGGGGCUAUACUGAACAGGCUGUAUAUAUUAGCCAAGCAAAUAAAGGAUCAUCCACAGAGCCUGUCGAUUCUUUGGCCGUUAAUGUUAGAGAGGAGUCCUCUUUCGGCAUCAAGUAUCCAAGUGAUGUGGAGUUUGAAGAUGUACAUCCUAUGCAGUCUAUAUAUCUAGGUUCUGAUCGUCGCUAUAACAGAUAUUGGCUAUUUAUGGGUCCUUGUAAUGAUUAUGAUCCAGGUCAUAAGAGGAUAUAUUUUGAAUCUUCUGAAGAUGGUCACUGGGAGAUUAUUAGUACUGCAGAGUCUCUGUGCACAUUGUUAUCAGCUUUGGAAUCUAGGGGCUCACGCGAGGGUUACCUUCUAUCUUCGUUGGAGAAAUUGAAAGCAACUCUUCAUGAAACAAUGUCCAGUAUUUCAGAUAAUUUAGGAAGCAGGCAGCCAACUCAAUCUGAUUGUUCUGACUUGAGUACAUCGAGAGCCGAGAGCUCAUCCGCAGUGUCUGAUGUAGACAAUAAUUUUUGGCUGUCUGAGAUAAGAAAUGAUCAUCCAGUUUCUACUGCUGCAGAGGUCCUGGAAACUGAAAAGAAAAGAGAGCUGGAAAAGCAGAAAUGGCAUCGGCUCCAAGCAUUUGAUUCAUGGGUUUGGAAUUCUUUCUACUUGGGUCUUUAUGCUGUUAAACAUGGUAAAAAGUCAUUUCUUAAUUCACUAGCUAGAUGUGAACAUUGUCAUGAUCUGUACUGGAGAGAUGAGAAGCACUGUAAGAUAUGCCACACUACGUUCGAGCUUGAUUUUGAUAUAGAAGAAAGAUAUGCGAUUCACACUGCCACAUGUAGGAAGAAUGGAGAAGGAAAUGUGUUUCCAAAGCAUAAAGUCCUUUCAUCGCAGUUGCAAUCACUCAAAGCUGCAAUUUAUGCAAUUGAGUCGGUUAUGCCUGAAGAUGCAUUGGUGGGUACUUGGGCUAAAUCUGCUCAUAAUCUAUGGAUCAAAAGGUUAAGACGCAGCUCAAAUUUGACCGAGUUCCUUCAGGUUCUUGCCGAUUUUGUUACUUCGAUAAAUGAGGACUGGUUGCAUAGAUGCAGCUCUGCAUAUGGUUCUGAUUCUCUAGUAGAAGAAAUUAUAGCAUGCUUUUCAAGUAUGCCCCAAACAUCAUCCGCUGUGGCACUAUGGUUGGUCAGGUUGGAUGAUUUGAUUGGACUCCAUUUACAGAGGAUACCCACGGAGAAUGAUACACAACUUUGUACCAGCUCUAGAGGUAACUAUGCUCUUGUCCAGUAGAAAAAUUCAUCUAAUAGAGAAGUUGUACAAGCUUUGGCAGCUAAAAGUGGCUACGGCCUUGUGGUUUCUUUUUUAAAUAGCUUAUGCCCAUUGGUAUCCCAGCUCCUUCAGUGUAGAAGAAAAAAAAUUGAAAGAGAGAUUAGGUUAGAAGACACCGGCAUUGAGUUCGGCAAAUCCCAUUUUUGAUCAUCUUUUGAGUAUCUUGUAUUGUAAAACAUCAGGUGUUAAGUAUCUGUCUUUAGAUUCUUGACGUUACUUUGCUAUGGUUUCACCCAUAAAACCUGCUGUGUUUGCAUAGCAGUUGUAGAAAGAAUUUCUUUUGACUUUUGAGGAAUAAAGUACUUUGUACAGAUAUACAAUAGCAAAACGCCUAUGGAGUUUCCGAAGAUGUCAUCUUAUUCGUUUAUUAAUUCAUCAUAUAUGUAAAGAGGUGAAACUGUUUGAUAAAUCAACUUGUCAAUUAAUUAUGUGUUGUUUUA
Messenger RNA from Daucus carota subsp. sativus, 3937 nucleotides. RefSeq names its product homeobox-DDT domain protein RLT3. NCBI's taxonomy places the organism in Eukaryota, Viridiplantae, Streptophyta, Magnoliopsida, Apiales, Apiaceae. The transcript is spliced from 16 exons. Gene Ontology annotation, biological process: regulation of transcription by RNA polymerase II. The record is from RefSeq and is a predicted model, not a curated record. Bases 108 to 3458 code for a protein of 1116 amino acids.